Neltuma alba is the source of this 1552-nucleotide messenger RNA. Its product is annotated as rho-N domain-containing protein 1, chloroplastic. The record is from RefSeq and is a predicted model, not a curated record. Bases 59 to 1186 code for a protein of 375 amino acids. The transcript is spliced from 2 exons. Gene Ontology annotation, biological process: DNA-templated transcription termination. Lineage: Eukaryota; Viridiplantae; Streptophyta; Magnoliopsida; Fabales; Fabaceae.
UGCGAGUUGUGACUAAAAUGCAGAACCGCCACUGACUCGUGUUUCGGCUCGACAAACUAUGUCUCAACCCUUGCAUUCCGUCGCCAAUACCACUCCCGGUUGUGGAGUGCCAAACAGCAGAUGUCUCCCAUGUUUGGGUGUUUCUGGAAAAACAGCUGUUGUGAAUUCAUGCUCUUCUCGAGGUGAUUACAGAAUUUGUUCACAUGUUAAUUUUAAAGGGCUAAAGUGUGCUUCUGUUGGAGCAUCUUUUGUGUGUGAAGCAAGGAGGAAUCCAGAUAUCUCAAGGCAAAGCAGGCAUGGUUUCUCCCGAAGCAAGAACAGACACAAUGAAGGAAAAGGCAGCUUUGAGAACUUCGAAGAAGACAUGUUAUCUUCAAAAAAUGGUCCAUUGACAUCCCUUUCUUCUUCUAACAUCUCUAAAUCCCAGGCUACUGCAGCUCCUGGACCUAAGGAGAAGGAGAUUGUUGAGCUAUUUAGGAAAGUUCAAGCUCGCUUGCAAGAGAGAGCUGCUACCAAAGUAGAAAAGAAGGCUGAAGCCUCCCAAGGGCAAGGUAGAGAUAAUGGCACUGUAGAUUCCCUCCUCAAACUAUUGAGGAAACACUCAGUUGAACAAGUAAAAAGAAGCAGUGGAAAUGUCAGGGGAAAAGAUUCAAGUUUGGAGCAAGACAGUGGCCAAUACAACGAAGCACAGAGCCUUAGGUUCUCUGAUUUGGAUAGUACUGCAAAAGAUGAUGAGGCUCGAGAAGCCAAUGGCCCAUUUGUCACCAGGCCUCCAUCAAAUUUUCAAAGAAGGUCUCCUAUUGCUCGCAUAAAAUACCAACCUGUCUCUGACGAUGUGGAGAAUGUAAAUGCAGUCCCACUAAGUAGUGAAGUUGGAGAGAAAAAUCAGGAUAAAGCAGUUCUAGAUUUGAUGCCUGCGUCUGAUUCAGAGGCCGAGUCUGAGCUGGAACCUGACUCGAAGGAUGAUAUUUUCUUCCAAGAUGUGGGGAUGGAUGAGUUGGCUGAGGAUGAUACAAAUGAUUCUGAACAAUCCUUCGUCAGUGGGAAUGGAGAUGGGAAAGAAGUGAUUCAGCAUGAGGAUUUGAGUGCACUGAAGCUGUCUGAAUUGAGGGCACUUGCGAAGUCACGUGGCCUGAAAGGAUUUUCAAAAUUGAAGAAGGGUGAACUAUUGGAAUUGCUAGGUUGAAGUUGAUUCUGAUCUCAGGUUUGCCAAGAAAAGCAAAGACAAGAGAGAGUUAAAUAAUCUUUACCAGGCUGGUGAAUUUACCAUCACUGUUAAUACUUCCAAGUUCCAGCAGUUUUGGUUCCUUUUUUAUUUCUCGAGUUUUUAGCUUAUGAAAGAAAGUCUGUAGGGGAAGGUACAAUUCACUCUUCACUCUUAUGCACUGUGAAUUUUAAAAACGCAGCAAAAUCUCACACGAGCUUUAUAAGAGCACACAACACCCCUUGAACACUUUUUAUGGGGAUGUUUGUUACAUUUUAGAAAUUUAUGAUGGUGUUUGUUACGUUUUAAUGUUUAUGCAUUAGUUUUAAAUUGGAUUAUACUUCAUGU